Esox lucius (northern pike) is the source of this 2406-nucleotide messenger RNA. It is a transcript of the gene rac1b, whose product is annotated as Rac family small GTPase 1b. NCBI's taxonomy places the organism in Eukaryota, Metazoa, Chordata, Actinopteri, Esociformes, Esocidae. The record is from RefSeq and is a predicted model, not a curated record. Gene Ontology annotation, cellular component: plasma membrane; cytoskeleton; dendritic spine. Gene Ontology annotation, biological process: motor neuron axon guidance; cortical cytoskeleton organization; actin filament organization. The transcript has 6 exons. The coding region runs from base 311 to 829 and encodes 172 amino acids. Gene Ontology annotation, molecular function: GTPase activity; protein kinase binding; GTP binding.
UUUUUUUUAACUUAGGGGUGGUGGCUGGUCUUUGCUCCAGAACUUCCAGUUAGAGAAAGCGUGGGAAUGUAGUACUAUAACAGGCUGAACAAAGUUUAAUUUAACUUACCAAAGAAUUUUGUUUGACUUUUUUUUAUAAGACUCAGACUAACCUUGCUGAUCAGUCAUAGAGCAAAUCAUUCCAGACUUUCUUCAGACAUUUCAAGUGUGAGGAAGUUCACACAAGAGUGGGUAGCGAAAAGCUAGCUACCUAGUUCCUAAGUUUAACAGACUGAAAGACGCCUCUGGCCCAGUUUGGUAGUGCGGAGCAAUGCAGGCCAUCAAGUGUGUCGUGGUUGGGGACGGAGCUGUGGGUAAGACAUGCCUGCUGAUCAGCUACACCACUAACGCCUUCCCUGGGGAGUACAUCCCCACCGUGUUUGACAACUACUCUGCCAAUGUGAUGGUGGAUAGCAAACCAGUCAACCUGGGUCUAUGGGAUACAGCAGGACAGGAGGACUAUGACAGACUCCGCCCCCUGUCCUACCCACAGACGGAUGUGUUCCUUAUCUGUUUCUCCCUUGUGAGCCCUGCCUCAUUUGAAAAUGUCCGGGCCAAGUGGUACCCAGAGGUGAGGCACCACUGCCCCAACACACCCAUCAUCCUGGUGGGCACCAAGCUGGAUCUGAGGGAUGACAAGGACACCAUCGAGAAGCUGAAGGAGAAGAAGCUGACCCCCAUCACCUACCCCCAGGGUCUGGCUAUGGCCAAAGAGAUUGGUAUGUUGUGCAGUAAAGUACCUGGAGUGUUCUGCCCUGACCCAGCGCGGCCUGAAGACCGUGUUCGAUGAGGCCAUUCGGGCCGUCCUCUGCCCACCACCUGUCAAGAAGACGAGGAGGAAGUGCAGCCUGUUGUAAACCGGCAGAUGGCACGUGUCCGGAUCUGGGUUCCGGCCCGGGUUAGACGCUGACAGAAAAGCCUUUCAUAUAGCCACUACUAUGUUAAUCUGACAAACUCUUCCUUGGUUGAAAGAAACCGAACAUAGUUUUAGGAAUGGGUUUUGUUGAUGAUACCCAGUGUUUGUGCAGACACACAUGAAGUUUAUGAAAUUCUUGAGGCCUUCAGAAAAUCGAUUUCCACCUGCUUCAAUAAGAUGGAGUUUUUCCAAUUCUGCUUAUUCCACCAGUAGUCCAUUUUGUUUAUGGUAUUAAGAGGUUGUUUUGAGCAGAAUGUGACAUUGCCAAACUGCAUACUGCAGAUAGACAUUAUAGACACUAAUUUUCAAGGUUUACACCUUAACACUGUAUUAGUACUGGUAAUAUUUUCGCUUGAAGCGUACAGGGAAUGCUUACAUUGGUAGGCCGGCAUAUUUCUAGUCGGUGUUCUGUAUGGAAUUCUAUGAAAAAAUCAAGUUAAUAGUAACAUUAGUUUUAUUGGCUCUGAAUAAUAAUAAUUUAACUACAUGAAUCAGUUUUGUGUUUUUGAGUUGAGCUGAGAUUUUGAAGUAUGGAAGCAGUGGUCCAAUUUUCUACAACACUGUUGUGUACACAUUUUGUUCUUAAGUGUCAGUUACUAACAUGUCUGUCCCAUAAAUGUUAAUUCAAGUCAAACCUGGGCAUAUUGAUGGGGCUUAGCAGUCAUCGAUGAAGAAAAAGUGCUUUAGACCCACAACCUGAAGCCGGUCUUGACAUUCUUUUACAUCUGUUUAUGCUAACAGUUGUGCUGUUAGACCACAGACUAUCAGUAUUUCAUGUAGCACUGCACAGUUGGACUUACUAGUUAAAAAAAUAAACUGCUGUGUCCACCUUGUAUGACCUAAAUGAUAUAGGUGCCUGGGAAAUGGGAAGUCUGCAACUCUGAUUAGGGUGUCUAGAAUGGAGAGACAGUAUGUCUCUUUAUUUUUCUCUGCAUUUAUCAGCAAUUAUUUGUGCAUCAAUUUGUGUAUUUUUGUAAGCCCAUUUUAUUGCAAUCACCAUACUUGGAAAACAAAUUCACCAAUAAUGUAUCAUUUUAAUGCUAGAAGAAUUCUGAUUACAAAGCUACUGUCAUCUGUUAUAAUUACAUGAAUUACUUUGGCAUUUCCACUGAUGUUAUUUAUACAUUGCUCACUGUAUCUUUAAACUAACACUAUGACUAGUAUUGUUUAUCUCCUAAAAAUGUCUCUUCAUUUCCCUGCAAGUCUUGUCUCUUAAUUGUGCAUAUCAAUGUGCUACAUGUCCUGAAGAGUAAAACAUCACUGCAUACAUUUAUAUUUUUUUUUGGCAUUUAUGAACUAUUAUAUAUCAGAUGUACAAGUUAUGAUGUAUCCAUUGUAUUUAGGCAUCAAGCUAUGCAUCAACUGAAAGCCAAUGUUGUGACUGGUUGCUUUUAUGGAUGAAGCUGUUGUCACUGAGUCAAUAUAUUUGAAUUAAACACUGUUCUACCUUG